Pteronotus mesoamericanus is the source of this 1322-nucleotide messenger RNA. RefSeq names its product proteasome 26S subunit ubiquitin receptor, non-ATPase 4 (gene PSMD4). Gene Ontology annotation, cellular component: proteasome regulatory particle, base subcomplex; cytosol; nucleus. The record is from RefSeq and is a predicted model, not a curated record. Gene Ontology annotation, molecular function: polyubiquitin modification-dependent protein binding. Gene Ontology annotation, biological process: proteasome-mediated ubiquitin-dependent protein catabolic process. The transcript has 10 exons. The coding region runs from base 52 to 1194 and encodes 380 amino acids. NCBI's taxonomy places the organism in Eukaryota, Metazoa, Chordata, Mammalia, Chiroptera, Mormoopidae.
UGUUGUUAAGAAGUCCGUGAGAACCGGCCUGGGAGGGAGGACGGUGGCAAGAUGGUCUUGGAAAGCACUAUGGUUUGCGUGGACAACAGCGAAUAUAUGCGGAAUGGGGACUUCUUACCCACCCGGCUGCAGGCACAACAGGACGCUGUCAACAUAGUAUGUCACUCCAAGACGCGCAGCAACCCUGAGAACAACGUGGGCCUCAUCACACUGGCCAAUGACUGUGAAGUGCUGACCACGCUCACCCCUGACACCGGCCGCAUCCUGUCCAAGCUUCACACUGUUCAACCCAAGGGCAAGAUCACCUUCUGCACUGGCAUCCGCGUGGCCCACUUGGCUCUGAAGCACCGACAGGGCAAGAAUCACAAGAUGCGCAUCAUUGCCUUUGUGGGGAGCCCUGUGGAGGACAAUGAGAAGGAUCUGGUGAAACUGGCAAAACGCCUCAAGAAGGAGAAAGUAAAUGUUGACAUUAUCAAUUUUGGGGAAGAGGAGGUGAACACGGAAAAGCUGACAGCCUUUGUAAACACCCUGAAUGGCAAAGAUGGAACCGGUUCUCAUCUGGUGACAGUGCCUCCUGGACCCAGCCUGGCUGAUGCCCUCAUCAGCUCUCCAAUUCUGGCUGGCGAAGGCGGUGCCAUGCUGGGUCUCGGUGCCAGUGACUUUGAAUUUGGAGUAGAUCCCAGUGCUGAUCCUGAGCUGGCCCUGGCCCUUCGCGUUUCUAUGGAAGAGCAGCGGCAGCGGCAGGAGGAGGAGGCGCGGCGGGCAGCUGCAGCCUCAGCUGCCGAGGCUGGCAUUGCUGCGACUGGGACUGAAGGUGAAAGAGACUCCGACGACGCCCUGCUGAAGAUGACCAUCAGCCAGCAGGAGUUCAGCCGCACUGGGCUCCCUGACCUAAGCAGUAUGACCGAGGAGGAGCAGAUUGCUUAUGCCAUGCAGAUGUCCCUGCAAGGUGCAGAGUUUGGCCAGGCAGAAUCAGCUGACAUUGAUGCCAGUUCAGCCAUGGACACAUCUGAGCCCGCCAAGGAGGAGGAUGAUUAUGACGUGAUGCAGGACCCCGAAUUCCUUCAGAGUGUGCUGGAGAACCUUCCAGGUGUGGAUCCCAACAAUGAGGCCAUUCGAAAUGCCAUGGGCUCCCUGGCCUCGCAGGCCACCAAGGACGGCAAGAAGGAAAAGAAAGAGGAGGACAAGAAAUGAGACUGGAGGGAAAGGGGAGCUGAGCUGAGCCUACUCAGGGGCUGCACAGGGUGGGGUGGGAUAUAGGGCUAGAUAUGAUAUCUGUAACCAUUACAGCCUAAAUAAAGCGUCGCAGUUUUUUUCUUCAA